Mya arenaria is the source of this 2729-nucleotide messenger RNA. Its product is annotated as small RNA 2'-O-methyltransferase-like. The record is from RefSeq and is a predicted model, not a curated record. Lineage: Eukaryota; Metazoa; Mollusca; Bivalvia; Myida; Myidae. Gene Ontology annotation, cellular component: cytoplasm; nucleus. The coding region runs from base 114 to 986 and encodes 290 amino acids. The transcript has 7 exons. Gene Ontology annotation, molecular function: O-methyltransferase activity; RNA methyltransferase activity. Gene Ontology annotation, biological process: siRNA processing; RNA methylation; piRNA processing.
AUGAUUGUUUGCAACGGAUUCACGUACAACCCAGAAGUAUUCCGAAAUUUUUGACAGAUCAGUGUAUAGCAGACGCAUAUCACAGCGCGUUUAGGAACCCAGAGGAAAAAAGUAUGUCUGAAGAUAAUUCCAAGCCUAUCAUUAAAAAUGAAGACUCAUUUGGUCCAAUUGGAGCUCCAGUGUUUGAACCAAGGUUAUAUAUACAGCGUUAUUGUUAUGUCAAACAAGAGCUUGCAAAGCACAAUGUGAAAAGUGUUGUUGAUUUCGGAAGUGCUGAGUGCAAAAUAUCCAGGUUCCUUGUUCAAAUUCCAACUGUGGAAAGAAUAGCGCUGGUUGAUCUGGAUAAAAAAUUACUUGAACAACACAUGUAUUCUGUUCGGCCUCUCACAACAGAUUACCUUAACAGAAAAGAUGUGACGACAGACGUGGAUAUUUACCAUGGCAGUGUAACUGAUUUAGACAAAUGUAUUGUUGGCUUUGAGGCGGUCUCCAUGGUAGAGAUCAUAGAACACCUGGUAUCCGAUGUUCUCAGUGCAGCUGUUACGAUGGUCUUUGGUCAGCUACAACCUAGGGUCGUUGUUGUCACUACGCCAAACUCUGAUUUCAAUGUUUUAUUUCCGAACUUCUCAGGAUUCAGACAUUGGGAUCAUAAGUUUGAAUGGUCUCAAGAAGAGUUCAAAGAGUGGUGUGACAGAGUAGCCAGUAGAUAUGGCUACAGUGUGGACUAUGGAGGAGUGGGGCUACCACCGGAAGGCAGUGAGCAUUUAGGCAUGUGCUCCCAGGCAGCUACGUUCGUAAGGCAGAGGGAGUAUGUUCAGCCCUGCUCUUCCAGUACACGGGACUGCUAUGAACUAAUAGCUCAUACCUGCUACCCAUGCAAAGAAAAAAGCUCGCUAUCAGAAGAGGAACAGUUUCUCAUGGAAAAUUUUCCUCGAGAACAAUGGUUUCAAACUUACAGUGGAUGGCUCGUUUAUUAUCAUACCUGAAGAUGACAGUGAUUCUGACAGUGACAAUGAUGGUGAAGAUGAAGACAAUGAUAGUGUUGAUGUUCGCAGUAAUAACACUAGUGAAUGUGAGGAGAAAAACUGUGUCACAAGUCAUGAAGUUGAAAAUUGGGAUUAGAUGUAACAUUAAUCACACACAUUUAAAAGUUCCCCGGUGAAACCUUAAAAAGUUACAUUCAUGAGAUUGUAUUACAUAUAAUGUCGUUCAAAUCAUGAAGAUGAAAGUUGUGACUAAGAGUUUCAGUACAGAUUUUAGUUGCCUUGGUGAAACAGGAGGAAGAUUUUCCUUAUCUAUUGUUGAUAUUGUUUGUUUGGAUAUUGUUUGCUUGUUAAUAAGGAAGUUCAAUUAUACUUCUAGUCAAUUAUAAUUAUGCCCCCUUUUAUAAACAAGUUUGUUGAAUAUUUAUGCAUUUUUUAUCAUUCUUUUAAGUUUUACAUCUUUCCGUUUCUGGUAAUGUUAAACACAAAACAUUUGAAUGCAUAAAAGAAAAAAAUGCGUCAUUUUAGAAAUAACAUGUAUAAUGUAUGACUAAAGAAAUAUUACAAACUGUAUUACUUGGUCCCAGAUGAAAGUAAACUAGGCUACCGCUAUUUUGCAUUCUGAAAUAGAAUAUUUUAAGCUAAACUGAUUACAGUAAAGGGGUUCAUGAAAAGCAUAACUUUGGAUAGCGUAUUUUUAAAGAAUAGAGGUUACUCAUUUUAUUUAUUUUUUUGCUAUAAGGAUUUUUUUGUAUGUCAAGGACAGAAAUUUCUUCCAUCCCAGAUACUUGGGAGAUUAGGCCAUGCUUGAAACCCUUAUCUUGACCACAGGCAAAGAUAAAAAAGUAUCCGUAUGAACUGCUUUUUUUUUAUAAUUAUCACACAAUUACCUCUUUUGUUGAAGGCCGUUGUUUGUAGCACCAUGAAAAACUUGUCUUGAGGCAAUAUUUCAAAUAAAACAUUUCUCGCUUCAAAUGGCAACAAAAAUAGUUUUCACACUGCAUUUAAGAAAUAAUACUGCACUCUCCUCUUAACUAUUUAAAGAAUGAUUUGACUUUUUACAUAUUUUGAAUCACUGUGGGCAUAUCUUUGAUAUCCACAAAUAAUCACAUAUCUAUACGCGAAUAAUGUUCACUUGGUACAAACGAGUUCCAGCAAAAAAUAUAUUUCAACAGUUAUGAUUUCUUAGAAAUAAUGUUUAUAUGUAUAAUUUCCGAAUUUUCUGUGGUGCAUUAUGUAAGAUUUAUUGUUUUGUCAAAGCUGUUUUAAUUUUCCAAGCAGGAAAUCUUUUAUAAUUUGUUCUUAAAAAGAACUACGUUUUAUCCUUUAUUUUAAGGAAAAGCAUGAAACCUUUUUUGUUGCAUUAUGGGCAGAUUGUUCAGAUUUUUGUUAAAAUUAACAACAUUAAUUAACAACAUGUUUGUUAUAUUUUAAACGUGAAAUAGUUGAUGAUGUGCUCAUAAAUUUGAAAAGAAUAAGUAAGGCUGAAACAGCUGUCUCAAAGCUUUUUACAAAUAUACUGCAGAUCACAAGUGUAUUAAUCUUCUAGAGCAGUAAGGAUUUGAAAGUAAACAAUGAUAAUGUUAACAAUGUUGUUAACUUUAACAAAGUUCUUAGCAAUAAGCCCUAUAUGUUUAAUUUUCUAAGCAGGAAUUUUAUUUGUUAUUUUUGUGUUCUCGUAUGUUUUAUUGAAGUUAGCAUUAUGUGAUAUUUUUGUUAAUGUUUCAAUAAAAUAUACGUCUUUCA